AUGGCGUCACCCCUUCCCGCCGCGGCCCCCUGCCCUAACUCGCGCCCUGGAGCACCCGCCACUGCAGCAGCCGCCCCUGGAGCAGCCGCCCCUGCAGUAGCCGCCCCUGGAGCAGCCACCACUACAGCAGCCGCCCCUGGAGCAGCCACCCCUGCAGCAACCGCCCCUAAAGUAGCCGCCCCUGCAGCAGCCGCCCCUGGAGCAGCCGCCCCUGAAGCAGCCGCCCCUGGAGCAGCCGCCACUACAGCAGCCGCCCCUGGAGCAGCCACCCCUGCAGCAGCCGCCCCUGGAGCAGCCGCCCCUUCAGCAGUCGCCCUUGCAGCAACCGCCAUUGCAGCAGCCGCCCCUGGAGCAGCCGCCCCUGCAGCAGCCGCCACUGCAGCAGCCGCCUCUGGAGCAGCCGCCCCUGCAGCAGCCGCCCCUGGAGCAGCCACCACUGCAGCAGCCGCCCCUGGAGCAGCCGCCCCUGGAGCAGCAGCCCCUACAGCAGCCGCCCCUGCAGCAGCCGCCCCUGGAGCAGUCGCCACUGCAGCAGCCGUCCCUGGAGCAGCCGCCCCUGCAGCAGCCGCCACUGCAGCAGCCGCCCCUGGAGCAGCCACCCCUGCAGCAGCUGCCCCUGCAGCAGCCGCCCCUGCAGCAGCCGCCCCUGCAGCAGCCGCCCCUGGAGCAGCCGCCACUGCAGCAGCCGCCCUUGCAGCAGCCGCCCCUGGAGCAGCAGCCCCUACAGCAGCCGCCCCUGCAGCAACCGCCCCUGGAGCAGCCGCCCCUUCAGCUGUCGCGGAGCCCUCGCCCUACAGUGGUCGCGGCCUCGCCAUUGCCGCCGUCGUACACCUGCCCUUCUUGCCCGUACUGACGUAG
This is a messenger RNA of Closterium sp. NIES-65, 858 nucleotides long. The record is from the annotation of a GenBank genome assembly. Lineage: Eukaryota; Viridiplantae; Streptophyta; Zygnematophyceae; Desmidiales; Closteriaceae.